AUGGCUGGAUUACCCCACCAGGGGGCCCCAGGGCCCAAAUCCUUGCAGCCUCCAACUCUGCCUGGCAUCUGUGCUGAUAUUGAUGCUCCUUGUGUUGGGCCUGUAUUUCUGGAGAGAACGGUCUUCUUCACCUCCUUCUUUGAGAAGAUCAAAGCCCAGGAGAAGGCCAAGGACAUACAUGCCAUCGAAGAAGUAUAUGUGCCGGUCAUUUAUUUGACAUUUGAUGGAAUUGAGAUAGAUUUAGUCUAUGCACAUAUGCUACAGAGAUCUCUCAGUGACACACUCAACCUUCUUGACGACAUGUGGUUGAAGCAUAUGGAUAAAGCCUCUGCCAGGAGUCUCAAUGGGAACAGAGCCACAGAGGAAAUCCUCCGACUUGUGCCGAACGUCUCAACCUUCAGGCUCGCUAUGUUGGCCAUCAAGCUGUGGGCCAAAAGACGCAACAUUUACUCUAACAAGCUGGGCUUCUUGGGCGGGAUAUCCAGGGACAUUCUAGCAGCCAGAAUUUGCCAGUUUAAUCCAAACGUGACAGCAUCCAGCCUGGUGAUGAAGUGCUUCAGGGUCUACUCCAUGUGGGAUUGGCCUAUCCCUAUUCGUCUCAGGGUAGUGCGUGAUCAGUACCACUUGAUGCUGAUCAUCACGCCAGCAUAACCCCAGCAGAACUCAUUCAAUGUGUCUCUCUCCUCACUGACCAUCCUGAUCGAAGAGAUCAAUGUAUAUAUACAUGUAGUAACCAAGCUGACCACCAUCAUAUGGUUACUACCUGCAUUGCGAGCCACACAACCGCCAAUUCCCGUGUUCUAA
Messenger RNA from Platichthys flesus (European flounder), 804 nucleotides. Its product is annotated as poly(A) polymerase type 3-like. Lineage: Eukaryota; Metazoa; Chordata; Actinopteri; Pleuronectiformes; Pleuronectidae. The record is from RefSeq and is a predicted model, not a curated record. Gene Ontology annotation, cellular component: nucleus. Gene Ontology annotation, molecular function: poly(A) RNA polymerase activity.